CGACACCAGAUUCAGCCAGUUAUCCCAUAUUAUCCUCCGUACGCAUGCUAUGCCAUGCCAUGCCACGCCAUGCUGUACCCUCUCGGCAGUGUCUCGCAAGGGGGUCUCUCCUUGCCAUUACGAACAAAAAUCCAAACCCCGCGGUGCGGGCAAACAACCCUGCCCGGAAGCUACUCCUGUGCAACUUGGUGCGACCUACAUAGACAGGGGGGUUCGAUGGGUCAACUUGUAGCCAAUGUGAUCUGUGCAUCGUCGAUCAAGCACAUCUUUAUGACCAGUCUUUCUGCCCCCUUCAUUCAGUCGCCAUCGCAGCAUGGAACCUGCGAGAUUAUAGCCAGGAGGACUAAUUGCCGACUUAACGUAUUGAAAUAGCAAUGACUCUGACUAGAUACCCACUAAACCAACCGGUGGUCUCCCUAGCCGCUCAGGAGAGCUGCUAGUGUGCAUUGGCCUCGAAAAGGGUCUGCUCAGACGUUAUCCGUCUGCAAGCUAGGAGAUAGAUAGGAGAUAGCAGCAGCCGGCAGAUUCCGCACCGUACUUACCGCCGCAACAAUGACUAGAGUAGAUUACGUGCUGUCGCUGAUACCUUUCAACCAUG
Aspergillus eucalypticola CBS 122712 is the source of this 598-nucleotide messenger RNA. RefSeq lists its product as uncharacterized. Lineage: Eukaryota; Fungi; Ascomycota; Eurotiomycetes; Eurotiales; Aspergillaceae. The transcript has a single exon. The record is from RefSeq and is a predicted model, not a curated record. The annotation marks the transcript as partial.